AUGAUAACAUUACAGGGAAAUAGUAGUACAUCAACGUAUACAAUCGCAGCCGCAGUAGCAACUGGUGCUUAUGCAUCGCUGGAUGCUUCCUACAAGCCAGCCAGCGAUUUCACAAAGGCCGAGAUUGCAGAGUCUGACAAGAAUCUCAACUUCAGCAACUAUACAAUGUACGAGGAGGUUGACUGUGGAUUUGUUGUCGCCCCAAACACGACAAGAAUAAUGGAUACAAGCGGCGAAAAUGUAGCUAUCGAUUCCGACGCCAUCAUUGCGCUAGCACAGUUUCUAGCGCGCACUGGUGUCUAUAGAGUACAAGACAAAGUGUAUCAAGUACGUGGUAUGGAUCUGGCUACAAUGACUAUCAUUGAAGCUCCCGAAGGACUGAUAGUGGUAAAUCUACUCGGCAGCUCCGAGCCUGCUAAGAUAGCAUUCGAACUAUAUAUGACGCAUGAAUCCUUCAUUAACGGAUCCAUUCAAGUAGUCGCCCCUCUCAACUUUGUUGAAGAGGCGCUGUCUGAGAACUAUAUGGUCGCCGGAUCAAUGUUUCGACGCGCGUUCUACAUGUACGGAAAUCUUAUCAAACCUCAUGCCCAGGGCUCGAUCCACGCUGGACUCGCGUUCGGUGCUGCCAACUCACAGUUUGGUUUCGUGGCACCCACCAUCUCUAUUGACACCGAUCUCGAACACCAUACAAUGGCUGGACUGGAUUUCGAAUUCAUGCUGACUCUGAGUCCUGAAGCACCAAGCGAGUUUCACUUCUUUGUGCCCGAGUUGAAAUUACUUAAUACGGGUGAAAAUGUUGUUAUGGGGAUGCAUAAUUGUUUAACGCCCAGAGGUGCGAAAGAAGACCUUAGAUCAUUAUGGCUAGUGGAGAACAUGAUUGGACAGCAUCACUGGCCUAAAUAUGGCAAUGCUGCUGUUGUCGAACAUCUCGAAAAUUAUCGUGACACUAUCAAGUUCCCUCAUAAUCAGGCUGUUCGUCUGCUAAAAUUGGGCCUAGGUAUGGAAGAGAUCAGCGAAACAAUCGAGUUGCCAGCCUCAUUGGAUUCCAACUUCAGUACACGUGGUCACUACGGACAUCUCAAACACAACUCCAAGGAGGUAUAUCAAUUCUAUGUUGGCUGGUGGGACGGUAAACCCGCUACCUAUCAGCAACUUCCUCCGGUCGAGCGUGCACAGCAGUAUGCUGCCGACAUGGGAGGGAAUGCAGAAGUGAGAAAGAGGGGCGAGUGGCACCGUGACAACGAAAACUACAGGUACUGCGCAAAGAUCAUGAACCACGCGGUUUUCAACGAUCCCACGGAUAUGGCGGCAAAGUACCUGGAAGCUGAUUGUUUGGAGCAGAUCGGCUACAGCGAAGAGAGUGGGCCUCGCCGCAAUUAUAUGCAGACUGGGUCUGAAGAGUUAAGACAUGGAAAAGGGGCUUACCCGCCCGCUGACCUUGGACCAUCGUUUGUACUGAACAUGCCAUUGUACAUGCUUCUUCAGGGUCUGGAGAUUCGAAUCAACCCCGAGCAAGCCAACAAGGCGCACGGUCUAUCGAUCUUGGUCGGUGUUGAAGAAACCAACGAGAUGCUCGACGUGCGCAUCUCGAAUGCGGUCAUGCUUUCACUACCUAUCACCGACAUGAAUCCACGCUCCGGGUCUACGGCCAAUUUCACAGCCAAAACCAGAUCUGACCUCAUCGCUGCUCUGGUAACCGAAAACUCUUCGCUGGUCAGUGUGACAGGUGAUAUAGAUGCACUCAAGGAGUUUGCUAGUUGCAUAUCCACCGAUGAAGACGCAACUUGGAAUGUGAUGACUCCUAGAGACUUCUACGAGCCCAAACCACAGAAGACAUACCCUGCCAGUUUGAUCCAAACAUUAGUGGCACAGACGUCUACAGCUGAAUCUAGCUGCGUCGAGCAGUCCUGUCUGGACCAAGGUCUGAGUGUGGGUGCUGUAGUAGGUGUUGCCGUAGCAGCACUAAUUGUUGGUUUGGUUGGAGGCAUCGGGGUCAAUACAAUUGUUUACCGAAGGAAAAACAACGCUUGCGCGGCUGAAUCGACCACAGAUCUUGGUUAA
This is a messenger RNA of Sphaeroforma arctica JP610, 2061 nucleotides long. RefSeq lists its product as hypothetical. Bases 1 to 2061 code for a protein of 686 amino acids. Gene Ontology annotation, molecular function: linear primary-alkylsulfatase activity; protein dimerization activity. Gene Ontology annotation, biological process: dodecyl sulfate metabolic process. The transcript is spliced from 5 exons. The record is from RefSeq and is a predicted model, not a curated record. Lineage: Eukaryota; Ichthyosporea; Ichthyophonida.